CUCUUCCACCACCGUGUCGCACGCUGAAAGAUGUGUUGCUCAUAUUAAUAUCGCUGACUCCCCGCUUGAUCUAGAAUGACCAAUUUGCCGCCUUCUACACCACUGGAUACGGCCACCGCCCCGUCUCCGCGCCUCGUCUAGCUGCCAGGCCCUCCCUCUCCGUCCCUCUCCUUCUCCACCCUCAUCCCUCUCUCCUUUCCACCGCCGCAGCCCACGAUGCACUUCGCUUUUCCGCCACGGAAAUCCUCCAAUCCGCCGCCGUACGCGAUGCGGUCAGUGCGGUCGGUGCCGUUCUUGCGGAAGAGCAAGGGGCAGUCAAUAGCGCUACUGUGCAUCGGGGUCGUCGCCGCGAUCUGGCUGCUGUCGAAUCUGUUUGGCGGGUCCGGGUCGUCGAAGGUUAGGGUGCCGUCGGGGAUGCCGCCGGUGGUGGUGGUGACAGCGUUUGAUCCGAAAGAGAAGGAUAGGUGGACUCAGCAUAUACGCAGGAAUCGGGAGGAGUACGCGAAGAAGCACGGCUACGCGACCUUCCUCCCCAACGCCACCGCCUAUCCCCUCGAAGGCGCUCCCAUCUCCUGGGCCAAAGUCCCCGCCCUCCGCCACGCCAUGACUCUCUUCCCUUAUAGCACUUAUUUCUUCUACCUCGACCCCCACAGCCUGAUCGCCAACCCCUCCCUCUCCAUCGAGGCGCAUAUCAUGAAUCCCCGCCGCCUCGAGUCACUCAUGAUCACCAGCAUCCCCGUCGUCCCGCCGGACUCGGUCAUCAAGACCUUCGGCCACCUAAAGGGCGACCGCAUCGAUCUGGUGAUGACGCAGGAUCACGAGGGACUGGGGCGUGAUAGCUUCGUGGUGCGGCGGGGGGAGUGGGCGCAUUAUUUGCUGGACGCGUGGUUCGAUCCGCUCUAUCGGACGUAUAAUUUUCAAAAGUCCGACGUCCACGCGCUGGAGCAUAUCGUGC
Messenger RNA from Eremomyces bilateralis CBS 781.70, 955 nucleotides. RefSeq lists its product as uncharacterized. The annotation marks the transcript as partial. The record is from RefSeq and is a predicted model, not a curated record. The transcript is spliced from 2 exons. Gene Ontology annotation, biological process: protein N-linked glycosylation. Lineage: Eukaryota; Fungi; Ascomycota; Dothideomycetes; Eremomycetales; Eremomycetaceae. Gene Ontology annotation, molecular function: alpha-1,6-mannosyltransferase activity. Gene Ontology annotation, cellular component: mannan polymerase complex; Golgi membrane.